GAACAAAAAUAAUAUCGUUAUAUUCGUCGUUCGAUCUUCUGUUAUCAACAGCGCUAUUAUUUGUUCUUAUUCAUGUAUUGUCGGUAACGUAGAACGUAAUGUUUUAAUGAUAAAGGAGAAAAAAAUAAGUUUGUUGCGCGCGCUUGUCAGAUCUAUAUUAUAUUUUCUCUAUGCUCUUUGAUAACAGACGCUGCUAUAUCAUUCAAUUUAUCUGAAUUUAUCAGAGAGUUUACGUAUUUCUUCAAUCGUGUUAAACGCUUAUCUCACUAAUUAUAUCUUUCAGAUCUUUUCAUCGAUAUAAUGAACGUCAUCGUUUCUAAAUAUUUUUAUUUCGAUUUAUUAGACGAUUAUAUUCUAUAGCAGUUGUCUCAUAUAGUUAUCUUGUCCUUAUAAAUACAUUCGUAUAUAAUUCAUUCUUUUUUUUUUUUCUUUUCCCUAUAAUUUCGUUCUAUGAUCACAUUCCUUUAGCAUACGUAUUUCCAUACGUAGAUCGUACACCUGAUACGUUUUUUUAAAUUAACGUAACCUUUUUAAAAUGGAGAGGAAUAAAUCAGAAAGUAAGCACACAGCACAGUCUCUGUAUAAAGCGGAGGGAAUAUUGGAUCCGGAAACACGUUUGAAAAUACUCUCUGAGAAAGCUUCUAGAGUGAAAAUAAAUCAUAACAUUCCACCUCAUAGAUAUUAUCGUUCUGGAAUACAAAUGAUCACACAAGCUGAUGUAUAUGUCAAGGAGGGCAACUAUGAAGAAGCAUAUCAUUUAUAUCUAAAGUUUAUAACGCUUUUUGUAGAAAAAAUGCAGCAUCAUCAGAUGUAUCAUAUGGUAACAGCAAAAGAUAAAGCGAUGAAUAAGCAAAAAUUGCGGGAAGUUAUUCCAAAAGCAGAGGAAUUAAAGAAACAAUUAUUGAAACAGUAUCAAGCUUUAUUAGAUAAAUAUUUGGAAGAUGUGAAAAAAGCUGAAAAAGCAGAUGCAGAGAGAUUAAAACACGAAGAAGAACAGAGAUUAAAAGAAGAAGAGGAAAGAAAAAACAAAUUAGCAGCAUUAGAAGCUGUGAAAGCUGCUAAGAUUGCUGCAAGUACGUUAUUGGUGACAACUGAUGAUACGAGAUCCGUAAAGUUGCCCACGCCAAGUCUUAAGCCACCGACAAGUUUAUCCAUAACUAGUAGAUCUCAAUCUUUAAAGGAUAACAGUAUACCUACGGUGGAUCGUUCAACAAAGCCUACCAUACUUUUGGGUGAUAGUGGCCAAUUACGUGAUAUUGUUUUGCCUAGCAAACUGAUAGAAAAUUUCCUUGCGCUAGCAUUUAGUAACACAACAAAUAAUAAAGAAACAUGUGGCAUACUAACAGGAAAAUUGGAACAAAAUAAAUUGUUGAUCACUCAUUUAUUAAUUCCACAACAAACAGGUUCUCCUGAUUCCUGUUUAACACUCAAUGAAGAGGAUAUUUUUGACUUUCAAGAUCAUCAUAAUUUAAUUACUCUUGGAUGGAUACAUACGCAUCCUACUCAAACAGCUUUUCUAUCUAGUGUGGAUCUUCACACUCAUUGUUCUUAUCAACUUAUGAUGGCAGAGGCAAUUGCUAUUGUUUGCGCACCCAAAUAUGAUGAGACAGCUUUCUUUAUUCUGACUCCAGAAUAUGGUCUAGAUUAUAUAGCUAAUUGCAGAGAGACCGGUUUUCAUCCUCAUCCAACAGAGCCUCCGCUUUAUAUGAAAGCAAAACAUUGUAAGCUAAAUCCAAAUGCACCUGUGGAAGUAAUAGAUUUAAGAAGAAAAUGACAUCUUUGAAUUGUUUAGAAUCAAAUUUAACGUAUACAAAUACGUUUUGAUAAAUUCCUGCAAGAUUACAAAUUGUACCAUCUUAAAGAUCGUGUAGGUAUAUUCUUUUUUGUUUGAUAUCUUUUAUGUUCAUUCAUUGAUGUAAAUUUCUAUUGUUAAAGGUGUAUCUAGGUGAUUGAUAUACAGACAGCUUUCAAUGUGAAGAAGUAUUGAACACUGACUUCUUAACUAUCUCUGAAAUAUUAUCGCUCUACUUUGAGCAUUAAAUAUACAAAAUUAAUAGAUAUUUUUCACUGUAAACUAUAAAAUGAAUAUUAUGAAAUUUUAGCCAGUUUAAAAAGUGCAUUUAUAUAUAGAGCGUCAACAAUAAUAUUCAAAUUAAACAAGUAAUCUUCAAAUAACUUUGCUGUAGUAAAAAAUGAACUUAAAUUUUAUAUGAAUAUUGUUCUCUCCGUAUAAAGCUUUAUCUAUAUAUAUACAUAAGUUUACUGUGCCUUUGAAAAAAAAAUAAUGGUGUUCAUAGUGCUUCAUAUUAAUUAUAAUAUCUAUAAUCAGACAUCUUACAAUUAGUAUCAAUAAUUAUUUUUUAAAGUUCAUUAAAGAUAUUUAUAUCACAAUUAGCAAAACACUACUACUUAUGAUCCAGAAUAAAUAAUUCAUUGAAAAAAAAAAAAAAAAAAAAAAAUACAAUGUCACUUACGUUAAAAGCCAUAAUUUAAAAUAUAUACGCACUCACUUCUACAUUUUUGUAUUAUUGUACAUUAUACUAUAGAGUUAUACUUUAAGAAUAUGCUAUACAAUAUCUUGUGCUUUAGCUUGGAGAUGUCUAAACUUGGAUUUCGUUUAUUUAAAAUUGUAAUAAGAAUCGAUAAAUGGAAUAGCAAUAAUAAAAAGUGCUUGUUUUAAAAA
Molecule: messenger RNA, 2683 nt
Organism: Vespula vulgaris
Lineage: Eukaryota; Metazoa; Arthropoda; Insecta; Hymenoptera; Vespidae
Product: STAM-binding protein-like A
Exons: 8
Coding region: 536-1774 (412 amino acids)
Biological process (GO): protein K63-linked deubiquitination
Cellular component (GO): endosome; membrane
Molecular function (GO): metal-dependent deubiquitinase activity; K63-linked deubiquitinase activity; protein binding
Source: RefSeq, a predicted model, not a curated record